Messenger RNA from Zingiber officinale, 3167 nucleotides. Its product is annotated as pentatricopeptide repeat-containing protein At4g14850-like. The record is from RefSeq and is a predicted model, not a curated record. Gene Ontology annotation, molecular function: protein binding; zinc ion binding; RNA binding. Bases 65 to 2851 code for a protein of 928 amino acids. The transcript has a single exon. NCBI's taxonomy places the organism in Eukaryota, Viridiplantae, Streptophyta, Magnoliopsida, Zingiberales, Zingiberaceae. Gene Ontology annotation, biological process: RNA modification.
AUGGUGGAUUGGGGCCUCUGGCGGCGGACUACAUACUCGAGUUCAGUUGUGCCUGGGUCUUGUGAUGAAGCCUUGCAGCAUCCUCCUUCCCGUAUCAUCCAAACCCCUACGCUCCUCUAUUCCCUUCUCCCAUAAAACCCUCCUCCACACCGCCGCCGCCGCCGACUUAUCACCCUCUCACUCUCCUCCUGCCGAAACUUCCACCCCCACCGUCACCGGCUCCAUCUCCGAUCUCAUCGCCCUUAUCUCCUCCACCCAUUCAAUCGGCGGCGCCUCUAAGAUCCACGCCCUCCUCGCCAAGUCACGCCUUUCGUCUUCCCCUCCCCUCUGCCACCACCUCCUCUCGCUCUACUCCAGAUGCCGCUCCCCGGAGUCCUCCCGGAAGCUCUUCGAGGAAUUCCCCGACCAGGACCAUGUCUCCUGGUCCGCCCUCAUCUCCGCCUUCGCCAACAAUGGCCUCGGCCGCGACGCCCUCAAAACCUUCCGGAAGAUGCGGUCUUUGGGCGUCCCGAGCAACGAGUUCACCCUCCCCUCCGUUCUCAAAGCCUGCUCCGUCUCCUCUGACUUCGUCGCCGGCACACAGGUCCAUGCCUUCAUCGUAGUCACCGGAUUCGAGUCCGAUGUGUUCGUCGCUAACACACUCGUCGUCAUGUACUCCAACUUUGGGUGCCUAUCAGAUUCGAAGAGGCUCUUUGAGGGCAUUGCCGAGCCGAACAGCGUCUCAUGGAACGGUUUGCUUGCUGGCUUUGUGAGGAAUGACAGGUUUGAGGAGGCGAUCAGUCUGUUUCAGAAGAUGGCAUUGGGUGCAUCGAGGCCUAAUGAAUUCGGGCUUUCGUGCCUUGUAAAUGCUUGCACUGGCUCGCAAGAUUUGUCCUCUGGGAAAGCUAUUCAUGGCUAUCUCACUCGACUCGGUUACCAUUCAGAUCCUUUUAUAGCCAAUGCCCUCGUCGACAUGUAUGCUAAGUCAGGUAAUUUCAAAGCCGCUGCAUUUGUUUUCGAGAAGAUUGCUGGACCCGAUAUAGUUUCAUGGAACUCUUUCAUUGCUGGCUGUGUUCUGCAUGGACAUGAUCACCAGGCAUUGGCUUUGUUGGUGAAGAUGAAGGCCUCAGGAAUGGUUCCUAAUGUGUUCACUUUGUCCAGCAUUAUCAAAGCUUGUGCGGGGGCAAAAAUGUUGGAUUUAGGCAUGCAGAUACACGGUAGCUUGAUCGCGGCUGGUUUAGAUUCUGAUUCAUUCGUCGGUGUCGGCCUUGUUGAUAUGUAUGCAAAAUGCGAUCGAUUAGAUGAUGCUACGAGAGCCUUGUACUCGAUCCCCGAACGAGAUUUGUUGGCGUGGAAUGCUUUGAUCUCUGGGUGCUCACAUUGCGGAAGGGAUGAUGAAGCUCUUUCCUUUUUCUCUGACAUGAGAAAUGGAGGUUUGAGCAUAAACCGAACCACACUGUCAGCUGUUCUUAAAUCCACAGCAAGCGCACAGGCAAUCGGUAUCGCCAAGCAGGUGCAUGGGCUUGCGAUGAGAACUGGCUUUCUGUCAGAUCCUCAUGUAGUAAAUGGCCUAAUUGAUGCAUACGGCAAGUGUAAUUCUGUCCAGGAAGCAGGGAGAAUUUUCGAGGAAUGCCAAUCUGCCGAUGUGGUGGCUUUCACAUCUUUGAUCACAGUUCACUCACAGAGUGGGCAAGGGGAAGAAGCUUUCAAAGUGUUCACUAGAAUGCUAAGUCAAGAGCUUAAACCAGAUUCAUAUGUCUAUAGUAGCCUUCUCAAUGCGUGUGCCAGUUUAUCUGCUUACGAACAAGGGAAGCAGAUUCAUGUGCAUGUGCUGAAGAUGGGUAAUAUGUCUGAUGUGUUUACGGGGAACGCACUUGUUAACAUGUAUGCCAAGUGCGGGAGUAUUGAGGAUGCGACCUUAGCUUUCUCUGAGAUUCCAGAAAAGGGGGUUGUCUCAUGGUCUGCUAUGAUCGGAGGCCUUGCCCAACACGGACAUGGAAAACAGGCAUUGGCUUUAUUCUCCAAAAUGAUCGACGAUGGUGUGUCUCCAAAUCACAUUACUUUGACGAGUGUUCUUUCUGCUUGUAACCAUGCAGGCCUUGUUGAGGAGUCAAAACAUUAUUUUGAUUCAAUGGAAGAGAUGUUCGGAGUUCAACGAACACAAGAGCAUUAUGCCUGUGUGAUCGACCUUCUUGGACGUGCUGGUAAAUUAGAUGAGGCAAUGGAACUCGUGCACGCCAUGCCUUUUGAAGCCAAUGCGUCGGUUUGGGGAGCACUUUUAGGGGCUGCCAGAGUUCAUGGAAAUAUAGAACUGGGUCGACAAGCAGCUGCGGUGCUCUUUAAUCUUGAACCAGAGAAAUCUGGAACCCAUGUGCUUCUUGCAAACAUGUAUGCUUCGGCAGGAAUGUGGGACGAUGUUGCUACGGCCAGGAGGUUAAUGAAGGAUAGCAGGGUGAAGAAAGAACCUGCAGUGAGCUGGGUCGAAUUGAAGGGUAUGAUUUAUACUUUCAUAGUGGGAGAUAGAAGUCAUGACCGAACGACUGAGAUCUAUGCUAAGCUAGAGGAGCUGGGUGAUCUAAUGAAAAAAGCAGGAUACAUCCCUAAGCUUGAGAUCGACCUCCAUGAUGUCGAGCCAGGAGAGAAGGAAAUUCUCCUCUCUCACCACAGCGAGAGGCUUGCGGUAGCAUUUGCAUUGAUAAGUACUCCAGCUGGAGCCCCCAUUAGAGUGAAGAAGAAUCUCCGAGUUUGCAUAGAUUGUCAUAUGGCAUUCAAGUACAUAUGCAAGAUCGUUUCCAGGGAGAUUAUCAUUAGAGAUAUCAAUAGGUUUCAUCAUUUCAGGGAUGGAGCUUGUUCUUGCAGGGAUUAUUGGUGAUCUGCAAAAGGAUCAACAGUUUCUUAAUUUAAAGUUAAGCUCGUACCAACACCGGCGGUAACGGUUGUGAGAUUUUCAUUAUUAGCGAUAAGUUUAUUUAAACUACACUAAGAUUUUGGCAGGAGCUCAAACUUUAGCUAGUAGGAUUCUUUUCAAUUCUCCGAAUAUGGAGUCAUAAAUGAUUGCUUGUUUUGACAAAGGGAUUAAGAGAAAUGUAUGUUGCACAUUCAACUUUCAAAAUGUUGUAUAAUCAACUAAUGCACUCUUUGUAUACAUUAAUUCUUAAUUGUUAAAGAAGUUUUUUUUUGGCUCAUGA